Messenger RNA from Panicum virgatum (switchgrass), 709 nucleotides. RefSeq names its product protein MHF1 homolog. Gene Ontology annotation, cellular component: Fanconi anaemia nuclear complex; FANCM-MHF complex. Bases 78 to 530 code for a protein of 150 amino acids. The transcript is spliced from 4 exons. Lineage: Eukaryota; Viridiplantae; Streptophyta; Magnoliopsida; Poales; Poaceae. Gene Ontology annotation, biological process: resolution of meiotic recombination intermediates; replication fork processing. Gene Ontology annotation, molecular function: chromatin binding; protein heterodimerization activity. The record is from RefSeq and is a predicted model, not a curated record.
AUCGCCUCCAAAGCCCCCCAACCCAACUGCUCCGGCGGCCGCCAUUGCUGCUUGUGGCCUUGUGGGAGCUCUCCGUAAUGGACAUGGACAUGGACAUGGAUAUGGAGACCCUCGCCGACGACACCGACGCGGCGCUCGCCGGCGACAGCGGCGGCGAGGCCGAGCGCUACGAGGCUGCCGAGGCUGAGGCUGAACUCCUCCGCGACCGCCUCCGCCUCGCCGUCAUCAGCAUCGCCACCGCCGAAGGGAAGAAGGCGGGGAUGACGGUCGCCGACCCCGUUGUUGCCUGCAUCGCCGAUCUGGCAUACAAGAGCGCAGAGCAGCUGGCUAAGGAUGCAGAAUUGUUUGCACAGCAUGCCGGUCGCAAGACCAUCAAGAUGGAUGAUGUUAUACUCACAGCUCACAGGAAUGAGCACCUUAUGGGUCUUCUGCGGACCUUCUCUCAAGAACUGAAGGGAAAGGAGCCUGCCAGCAGCGAGAGGAAGCGAAAGAAAUCGUCAAAGAAGGACAAGAGGGUGAUAAACGUCUGAUUCCAUGUAACCGUUAUGUUGGCUAGAGGGGAAGGCACCACAAACGCUCAAACUAACCACCUGUUCUGCAUUCGAUGGCUGCGUGCGAUUUCCAGAACUGAUUGAUAUUGUACAUACUGUUGUAGUUGUUCAUCAAAUUCAGUUUCUCACUUUUGCUUUCUAACUAGUCAACUGAACAA